UUGGGCGAAAAGCGCUCCCGCGUCCGCUUCUCUCGCCUGUCCGCUCGUCCGCUCCCGGUGGCUGCAACUGUGUGGCGAUGUCUCCGUGAGAGGAAAAAAAAAAAAAAAAAAGUUGUGUUAAAUGUUUGAAAUACAACACGCACGCCGAGAAGGGGACUCCGCUCCUUGUGUGCGCGGCACCGGCCGGCGUGUGUGCGCGACAGACUCCGCCGAGCAGGGCCAAAGUAGUCCAGGACGCAGAGAAACUCUUCUUUUAGAAGAAGAAAAAAACACCAAAAAGCAAAGUAAUUCAAGCUGGCUCACGUUCUCGCCACCCAGCCCGGCGUGACAGCUGCUCCUCAGCCCGCGUGGAGGACUGUGAGCAGCAGCAAGAGGAUGGCAUCAGAGCUGGCAAUGAGCAACUCCGACCUGCCCACCAGUCCCCUGGCCAUGGAAUAUGUUAAUGACUUCGAUCUGAUGAAGUUUGAAGUGAAAAAGGAGCCGCUGGAGCCCGAUCGCAACAUCAGCCAGUGCAGCCGUCUCAUCGCCGGGGGAUCCUUGUCUUCCACGCCGAUGAGCACGCCCUGCAGCUCGGUGCCCCCGUCCCCGAGCUUCUCGGCGCCCAGCCCGGGCUCGGGGAGCGAGCAGAAGACGCACAUAGAGGACUUCUACUGGAUGUCCGGUUACCAACAGCAGCUCAAUCCAGAGGCGCUGGGCUUCAGCCCGGAGGACGCGGUCGAGGCGCUCAUUAACAGCAGCCACCAGCUCCAGUCGUUCGAUGGCUACGCCAGGGGGCAACAGUUCGGGGGCGCAGCCGGCGCGGGAGGCGCCAUGGCCGGGGAGGAGAUGGGCUCCGCCGCGGCGGUGGUGUCGGCGGUCAUCGCCGCCGCUGCCGCUCAGAACGGCGCUCAGCACCACCACCACCAUCACCACCACCACAGCGGGGCGAACGCGGGCGGCGGCCACCACCACCACCACCCGUCGCCGGGCGUCCAGUCCAACGGCGCGUCCGGGACCAACCACCCGCACAUGCGCCUGGACGACCGCUUCUCCGACGAGCAGCUGGUCACCAUGUCCGUGCGGGAGCUCAACCGGCAGCUGCGCGGGGUCAGCAAGGAAGAAGUGAUCCGGCUCAAGCAGAAGCGGAGGACCCUCAAGAACCGGGGCUACGCGCAGUCGUGCCGCUACAAGCGCGUCCAGCAGCGGCACGUCCUGGAGGGCGAGAAGACGCAACUGGUGCAGCAGGUGGAGCACCUCAAGCAGGAGAUCUCCAGGCUGGUCCGGGAGAGGGACGCGUACAAAGAAAAGUAUGAGAAGCUCAUCGGCAACGGCUUCAGAGAAAGUGGCUCCAGCAGUGACAACAACCCUUCGUCCCCGGAGUUUUUCAUGUCAUCCAGAAAAUUCCUCCAUCUGUGAUUUCAAGCCCCAUUCCUCCGUGCCCUUGGCUUCCAGAGACAACUCCACAACUGAGCAGUGAGGACAUCAGAGCGGCUGAUCAAUCACGUGAAGACACCCACAAAGCACAACAUUCAAAAAUUGUCUUCACCGGGGAACAAAAGACAGGACCUGCUGAAAUCCCUCAAUAUUGCUACUUCUGUCCCCUUCCCUGAUAUUUUAACUUCAGCUUUUUUCUACAAAACAAAAAAAGGGGGAAAAAAGACUCAACAUGAGAGACAGUGAAAUCGAGAGGACAACUUUCUCGUCAGCAGGAACUGCACUGAUGCAUGCUUCUGUAAAUAAUUCAUAAUAAAACCCAUACUCUAAAACCGGGACACAUACCAAGUCGUUCUCACCAUACCAUAAACCUUCACGACUGUGGGUAGUCCUCAUGGCCCACCAUUUUCCACAUGAAGCCACUACUAUUCAGACACCAUGUAAUUAUCAUUUCCAGUAUCAUUUCUCUUCAGCUUAUUGUGACUGUAAAAAAGCUAAAGUGCUUCCAAUUAUCACUGGCUUGGUCUCCGAACACCAAUAUCUACUUUAGCAUAUGUAAAUAGAGAUGGAUGACGAAUACAGCAUGAAACACCAUAAUGUGUAUCAUUGCAGCUCCAGAGUAUCAUAGCUUUCAACUUCCAUAUGUGUAAUUUUAAACAUCCUUUCUAUGAUAACGUAUUUUCUAAGAGUAACAUGAAAAGUGUUUUCUAUACUGCAUAGAGAUCUUACUGCAUAGGUAAAUCUAUUUGUAGACAAGCUUACAGCUAUUACAAGGCAACACACGAGUUCUAGCUGUGAAAAAAAAGUCAUACCUAAAAGGAAACGUUGGUGAAUCAGGGGGUUGAACUUAACUUGAAAAAAAGUUAUAUAAAUCUUUAUAUUGGUACCAUUCAUAUGUUUUCUUUCGUUCAGUAGCCUACUGUAUGUAUUAUUUACUAUAGCUGCCACGGCUGCCAACCCAGGAAGAGGAACUUUGGCUUUGCAUGGUUGCAUAAGGUGCUUUCAUUCCAACCUAAUACUCUGGGAGAAAGAACACCUCCACCAUCGAUUGUAGAUAUGAGGACACCGCAACCUCUGUCUUCAGUGGACCAUUAAGAUCAAAUGGACAGAUAAGAUGCCAAACCAGUGCACGGACAACCUCAACUGGGACAACAGGCAACCUUUACAUGGUCAACAGGGAACUGAACACCUCACCUCUACCGUACAUCCCCUACCUCUUACUUUGUGGUGACUUCUCUACAAUCCCGUCAGUCAAGUCAGUCCACUCUCCCCCGCUGCAUGCCAAAGUGUUGGAUACAGAUGUUACGCUGGGGGAAAGUAAAAUAAUAUUUCAGUUACGGUAGAUGCUCAGUGACAUAAACAGUCAAGGCUUGCAGGUUCACAACCAAAACACAGCAUUGCUCACAUAUGCCACUGUAAAUACUGUAUGUACAGUAUGUCAACUAUGUAUAGCUCGGGAUGCUGUACUCUGCAUGUUGCGUUCUAGAAGGAUAGGCCUCACCAAUUCUCCCCACAAGUAGCUCAUGUAGUUUUACUUCACAUAUUCUUAUAUUGGACAAUGUUCUUCAGCCAAGUAGGCAGCAGUGUGGUGCCAAUAGGUCUUAAACUCUUUGAAGGGACACGUAACCACACUUUUGAUGUGGGACAGAA
Molecule: messenger RNA, 3063 nt
Organism: Nerophis lumbriciformis (worm pipefish)
Lineage: Eukaryota; Metazoa; Chordata; Actinopteri; Syngnathiformes; Syngnathidae
Gene: mafa
Product: MAF bZIP transcription factor a
Biological process (GO): regulation of transcription by RNA polymerase II
Cellular component (GO): nucleus
Molecular function (GO): DNA-binding transcription factor activity, RNA polymerase II-specific; RNA polymerase II cis-regulatory region sequence-specific DNA binding
Source: RefSeq, a predicted model, not a curated record